GGAGCCCAGCCUCCACUCUCCAGUCCGGUUUUCAGUUGGUAGCCACGCGCACGGGGACGGGGUUCUCCCUUUGCUGUCGCCCCCGCCUCCGAUUCCGCGAUGAUAACCCACCAUCCCUCCCUGAUCCGCCCAUCUGUCCUCACCCUCCGUGCCGACGUCCUCCGUCGGCGCCCAACACUGCACGCCGUCGCCUCCGCGCCGCCUCCCCGAUUGUGGUCUUUGCGCGCCACCACCGGUGGAACUUCGCCCGUCAGUGGCGAUGGAGGCAAACGCGCUGUGCCGCUUCCCACGCGUGGGCCCGCCCUGCUCGGCUUCGUGCGUAGCAACUUCCUCCCGCUUGCUCUCAUUGGUGGGAUCAUAUUGGGUCUUCUAGAUCCUACUCUUGGAUGCCUUGCACACAAAUACUCCCUGUCAAAGUACAGCACUUUUGGGAUAUUCGUUAUCUCAGGACUGACCCUGCGCACUAGGGAGCUUGGUGCAGCGUUAGAAGCUUGGCCUGCUGGACUAUAUGGACUAUUCCUAUACUUCUAUUGGUCAUCAAUGGAGCACCCAGCACCUGCAAUAAGUUUGCUAAUGUAUUAUAUUAUUGUAUAUAAUUGCAGGGAUCUAUUUUGCUGUUUACACCCUUUCUUGCUCAGUUUAUUAUGCAAGUUCAGUUCUUCCCCCCUGAAUUUAUCACUGGUAUAUGGGUCAAGCACAUGCCUGCUUUUCAUGAUGGAUUUUCUGUCUUCAUUCCACCAUUUUUUGUUGCCAUCGAUUAACUCAUACUUUUGUGCUCCUUAUAGCUUGUUUUUUUGGCAUCUUACAGGGUUAGCUAUGUUUUGCUGCAUGCCAACAACACUAUCAAGUGGAGUCACACUAACACAGCUUGUUGGUGGUAACUCUGCACUUGCUCUUGCAAUGACAGUUGCAUCCAAUUUACUUGGCAUUAUAAUUGUACCUCUUUCUCUUGCAAAAUACAUUAGCAAUGGUGUUGGGGUUUCCUUGCCUACUGAGCAAUUAUUCAAAAGUCUUGUCACCAGCCUUCUAAUCCCUCUUAUUAUAGGGAAGGUUGCUCGAGAAACCUCAAAAGGUAUUGCUGAUUUUGUUGAUGGAAAUCGACAAGGCUUUUCAGUUGCAAGUGCUGUUCUCCUCAGCCUAGUUCCAUGGAUUCAAGUAAGUAGAUCAAGACCACUGAUCUUAUCUGUUCAAGUAAAAUCCUUUGCUGUUGCCGUUACUAUUGGAGUGCUUCUUCAUCUUGCUCUGCUGGCUUUCAAUGCUGCAAUGUUGGCGAUCUUGUCACGUCUUGAACAGAAAGGGGAGUCAGUCUUUGCAAAGAAAGAGUACGCACGAGCAGUCAUUUUGGUGGCCAGUCAGAAAACGUUGCCAGUGUUGGUUGCUGUGGUUGAGCAGCUUGGAGGAGCGUUCGGGGAGUCUGGAUUUCUGGUCAUCCCUUGUGUUGCCGCACACAUUAACCAGAUCAUUAUUGAUUCUAUCAUAGUAAAUUGGUGGCGCCAGAAGGAUCAACAAUUUACUUCUGCAAAGUAACUUCAGGAUUCAAUUUCGGUGUGUAACAUAUGGAAUCGGUCAGGAGCUCUUAAUGUUUAUCCCCUGACGCCAAAGCAAAAUGAGAUCUACGUGUUCAGUUAUUUCAACCGAAAGUAGUCAUAUCGAGAUGUUUUACACAAAAAUGCCUUUUCGUGCCUGAAGGAACGAUAUUAUGUAUUUCCUUCACAAUCUUCAGAUGUCUUCCUUGCAACGUUUUUGGAUAGUUGAAUAAAAAAAAUGAAGAAUGUAGUUGUACUUGUCAUGCAGGAAGUUCAGUAAAAGGAAGAAUUGCUGACUGCAAAGCUGAUUUUGUGAAGAUCAUUAUACGCUUUAAUUUCAUAGUAUUCUCGAGACUGAUAUUAUUUCAGUUUUA
This is a messenger RNA of Zea mays, 1900 nucleotides long. Its product is annotated as probable sodium/metabolite cotransporter BASS4, chloroplastic. Gene Ontology annotation, cellular component: chloroplast envelope. The transcript has 13 exons. The record is from RefSeq and is a predicted model, not a curated record. The coding region runs from base 100 to 1527 and encodes 475 amino acids. NCBI's taxonomy places the organism in Eukaryota, Viridiplantae, Streptophyta, Magnoliopsida, Poales, Poaceae.